AUGUUGCCGGGCAUUCUAAACCAGCUUGGAGCUGAAUCGCUUGCGCACUUGAAGAAAUUAGCGAAUAAUGUGACUACGCAGUAUAAGCCGUCGGAUGAUGAUGUUCCAGAGUUGGUUGGUGAUUCCGAGGAAGCGUCAAAGAACGAGACUAAAGAGGUUCAACCGCAGCAACAUCACAUAGAAGGAGAAUCCUAA
Meloidogyne enterolobii is the source of this 195-nucleotide messenger RNA. NCBI's taxonomy places the organism in Eukaryota, Metazoa, Nematoda, Chromadorea, Rhabditida, Meloidogynidae. The record is from the annotation of a GenBank genome assembly.